Molecule: messenger RNA, 777 nt
Organism: Olea europaea var. sylvestris
Lineage: Eukaryota; Viridiplantae; Streptophyta; Magnoliopsida; Lamiales; Oleaceae
Exons: 1
Coding region: 1-777 (258 amino acids)
Source: RefSeq, a predicted model, not a curated record
AUGGUAGAUGCGGCUGCGGGAGGCAUUUUAAUGGCUAAAACAGCAGAGGCUACAUAUACUUUAUUGGAUGACAUAGCCACGAACAAUUACCAAUGGCCAAGUGAGAGAUCGAGUGUAAAGAAAGUAGCAGGACUUCAUGAAGUGGAUCCCAUCACCGCACUAGCAGCUCAGGUUGCAUCACUCACAAAUCAGAUAGUCACGCUUACCACUCAAGGAAACCAACAGAAAAUAGAUUCAGUCAUGAGUACUUCUUCUUCACACCAAGAGCCAGAUGUUGCAAACGAGCAGGCCCAAUAUGUCGACAGUAGAAACUACAAUCAAAGAGGAAGCUACCAAGCUAAUCACUAUCAUCCAGGGCUGAGGAAUCACGAGAACUUGUCAUAUGGCAACAAUAGAAACACACGUCAACAUCCACCCGGAUUCAACACUCAGAAAUCUGAUGGGAAACCACCCUUGGAAGACAUCCUUGGGACGUUCAUUUCUGAGACAAGAUCAUGCUUCAACAAAAAUGAAUUACGGUUAGAUAAUAUUGAAACACAUGUGUCCAACAUGGGAGCUACAAUGAAGAAUCUGGAAGUGCAAAUUGGCCAAUUGGCUACCUCAAUGAAGUCUCAGCAAAAAGGAAAAUUUCCCAGUGACACUGAGGUUAACCCACGGGAACACUGCAAUGUGAUCACCCUAAGGAGUGGUAAAAUGGUUGAAGAAAGCAAACCUAAGAAAAUUGUGGUGCCUACGUCGGAUGUCAUAGUUACAGAGAAAAGGCAGAGUGAAAGGUAG